CCCUGAGCUCUCCUCUGCCUCUCUCCUCCUCUCUGCAUCUGCCGGCUGCUCUCUCCGUCAACCUUGUGAGGGCUCCUGUGAAGCGUCUUCCAUCUAGACUUCUACACCACUGUUUCACCUGAAGAAAUCAACUUUUUUUUUUUCCUCUGAAACCUGCAAAACACUAAGACCCAACAGUCACCAUGGAGGCCAUCAAGAAGAAGAUGCAGAUGCUGAAGUUGGACAAGGAGAAUGCCAUCGACAGGGCAGAGCAGGCUGAGUCUGACAAGAAGGCAGCAGAAGAUAAAUGCAAACUGCUGGAGGAUGAGCUGCUCGGUCUGCAAAAGAAACUGAAGGGAACAGAGGAUGAACUGGACAAGUACUCAGAGGCCCUGAAGGAUGCUCAGGAGAAACUGGAACUGUCGGAGAAGAAGGCCACAGAUGCUGAGGGCGAUGUGGCAUCUUUGAACCGCAGGAUCCAGCUGGUGGAGGAGGAGCUGGAUCGUGCUCAGGAGAGGCUGGCCACGGCCCUGCAGAAGCUGGAGGAGGCUGAAAAGGCUGCCGACGAGAGUGAAAGAGGCAUGAAGGUGAUUGAGAACAGAGCCAUGAAAGACGAGGAAAAGAUGGAGAUUCAGGAGAUGCAACUCAAAGAAGCCAAACACAUUGCUGAGGAGGCCGACCGCAAAUAUGAGGAGGUUGCCCGUAAACUGGUAAUCCUGGAGGGUGAGCUGGAGAGGGCAGAGGAGAGGGCAGAAAUCGCAGAGGUUAAGUGUGCUGACCUGGAAGAGGAGCUGAAGAACGUCACAAACAACCUGAAGUCUCUAGAGGCUCAGUCUGAUAAGUACUCUGAGAAGGAAGACAAAUACGAGGAAGAGAUUAAAGUCCUGAAUGACAGACUUAAGGAGGCGGAAACCCGUGCAGAAUUUGCGGAAAGGACAGUGGCUAAACUGGAAAAGACCAUAGAUGACUUAGAAGAGAACCUAUCAAACGCAAAAGAGGAAAACCUAGGAAUGCACCAGGUCCUGGACCAAACACUGCAGGAGCUCAGUAGCUUGUAAAAUGCAGAGAAGAACAUCAGAUGAUUUUUUUUUUUAAAAACUUGUUUUGUAAGAGAUUUUUUCUACAUGCCAUUCAUUCUCUGUAAUUUCCUUUUUAUUCAUGCUUGUUAAACACAUGUAGCCCUUUCAUAUAUUUAUGGUUCUUUCGUUUCUUUUCCUUUCCUAAAAUGGUUUUGGGGCCAUGUGAUUUCAGUUUCGGUGCUGGAAAUUGUGUUGUAGACCAAACUCUGAGCACAAAUAAAACUGAUGAUGACAGUGUUGAUACUA
Molecule: messenger RNA, 1304 nt
Organism: Stegastes partitus (bicolor damselfish)
Lineage: Eukaryota; Metazoa; Chordata; Actinopteri; Pomacentridae
Gene: tpm4b
Product: tropomyosin 4b
Exons: 9
Coding region: 183-1037 (284 amino acids)
Source: RefSeq, a predicted model, not a curated record